This is a messenger RNA of Mollisia scopiformis, 2382 nucleotides long. Its product is annotated as actin-like ATPase domain-containing protein. Gene Ontology annotation, molecular function: ATP binding; ATP-dependent protein folding chaperone. The coding region runs from base 358 to 2256 and encodes 632 amino acids. NCBI's taxonomy places the organism in Eukaryota, Fungi, Ascomycota, Leotiomycetes, Helotiales, Mollisiaceae. The transcript is spliced from 4 exons. The record is from RefSeq and is a predicted model, not a curated record.
UCUAAUAAUCCCAUUGUUCUUCUAUAUACAACAAUUGGGUUCUGAACAAUUGUUCAUCGAGCAUCCCACCUUCCGUUUGAUGGUUUGCGCAAGUCACGCCAGUACUUCGUAUAGCAUUGGAGAGUCCUGUACGAGUAUUUCUCUGGAUUUCUUUGGUUCCUUUCGAUAUACUUAGUCUCUUUUCGUGGCGAUUAUAUACGUUCUGUACAUGUUAUUCCUGGCCAAGUGUUGAACUAUCCGAAUCUGUGGCGACCCAAUCGACGAGCGAGCCCCUGGACUCGAAGCGACUCGAGCGGCCGUAUGGCUGCGAACCUUGACCGUUCCCUCGAUAUACCCUGAAUACGUUCGACCGCCAUCAUGAAUCUCAGUCUUCCUAUCCGGUCCGCUAGUCGGAAUGCCAGGAACGAUGAGAGCAGAAAUCACUUCAUGAACUAUACUCCUACCUCAUCUACUGAGGCGAUACUGGGUCCCAUUCGAGAGCCUGCUCCGCUCAAUGAUCGUCUUAUCGUCGGUCUGGAUUUUGGAACUACUUAUUCUGGAGUUGCAGCAGUCUAUACGUCCACACCAGAUGAUGUCGAGAUCAUCAAGACCUGGCCAGGUGGGAACGGAAUCACAUCAGACAAAGUCCCCACAGAGAUUGCCUACGACUUCCCCCCAGAUGCUCCAAAAGGCACAAACCCAACAAUAAAAUGGGGAUUUCAGUUCAGACCCGAGGAGUCUCGAUUACGCUGUAUCAAAUUAUUCCUCGAUCGGUCACAGAAGCUCCCUUUCUAUGUUAGUCCUCUAGAGACAGCUGCCCAACUAAAGAGGUUCAACAAGAAUGUCGUGGAUGCCGUGAGCGACUAUCUCACACAGGUCUAUGACCAUACCAUGGAGACCUUGACCAGAAGAUACGGCGAAUCCUUCAUGGCGUCGACGAAAGUUGAAUUUGUCCUCACAUGUCCUGCGGUUUGGAGCGAUGCUGCGAAGAACACCACGUUGCAAGCCGCAGAACGAGCUGGCAUGGGAGCCAAGUCAGACAUUCAGAUGAUCAGCGAGCCUGAAGCUGCAGCUGUCUAUACCCUCAAGGCUAUACAGCCAAAUCACCUAUCAGCUGGAGAUAACUUUGUUGUUUGCGAUGCUGGUGGUGGUACUGUCGACUUGAUUGCAUAUAAAAUCAUCUCCCUGAAACCAUUGAGGGUUGAGGAGUCUGCUGUAGGCACAGGCGGACUUUGCGGUAGUGCAUUCUUAAACUACCGUUUCGAAGAACACGUUCGAAAUCGAAUUGGACAUCAGCGCUUUGAUGAGAUGAAGCUGAAGAAAGGGAAGUGCUGGCAGAUGGGACUACGAUACUGGGAAGAGUUCGUCAAGCGAAACUUCAACGAAGAAGAGCACGCUGAAGUCAACGUCCCAUUCCCAGGACUACCUGAUGAUGAAGAAGCUGGUCUCGACUGUGGCUUCUUGGUCAUGACUGCAGCUCAAAUCAAGGAGAUCUUCGAGCCAGUCGUGAAGGAAGUCUGUGACCUGGUCCAAGGACAGGUAGAUGGCAUCAGACAAAAGGGUGGCAUAGUGUCUGGAAUCGUACUUGUUGGUGGCUUUGGACAGAGCAAUUAUCUAUACACACGACUGAAGUCACAUUUCAACACCGCAGCACCACCUCCAUACAGCGAGCGGCCUACACACGCACAAGCCACAGCUCUAAUCGAGAACGGUAGUGUGGAAGUUAUGCAACCUGUCAAUGCUUGGACAGCAGUCGUCCGAGGCGCUGUUCUCAGAGGAUUGGAAGGAAGCAUGGUCGUAUCGAGGAAAGCUCGAAUGCAUUACGGCACCUCUUAUGCUACUGUUUACGACGAGGAUAAACACCAAGUAAGUGAGCGGUACUGGUCUCCGCUGUGGGAACGAUGGAUGGUUAGCGAUAGGAUGCAAUGGCAUAUUACUAAGGGUGAAACCUUGAGUGCCGCUUCUCCAAUCAGUUUCCACUACACGCGGAACUUCAGACCAGGACAAUCACUCAUCGUGUCCGACGACCUCAUCGCCUCCGACGCGGACGGCGAGCCACCCUCCUCCUACACCCGCGAUCUAAUCAACGUCUGCACACUCACGACGGACCUAGGCGCCGUGCCGAAAAGCCUCUUCACGAGAUUAACAACCACACGCGGCGUCGAGUUCGAUAAUCUGGAUUUCACGCUUGAGAUGGUUGUUGAGAGCGCUGGGCUGGCGUUCGAGUUGAAGGUUGAUGGUUUUAGGUAUGGGAGAGUUGAGGCUGAGUUUCAUUAAGGCGGAAGGAGGUGUGAAUGAUGAGGAUAUUGAGCGCUGGAAUUGAAGGAGGGUUCUGUAUGGUUAUAUAUCAGUAGAAAGUAUAGUACAAUAGCUUGCAAACACAGUAACAUUUAAUGCUUGGAG